CUUCAUCUCGCAACCUGUCGCUUUCUCCUGAACUCACUUCUCGAUUCCUUUGACUAUCUAUCUUCUUUUCGCACCCGACUGUCAUCAUGUCUGGCGUCCCAGUUCCCUUCAGCGAUAUCGCUAAGCCAGCGAACGAUCUCCUCAACAAGGAUUUCUACCACACCAGCGCUGCCAACCUCGAGGUCAAGUCCAAAGCACCUAACGGCGUUACCUUCAAUGUCAAGGGGAAAUCUGCCCACGAUGGACCUAUUUCAGGCUCGAUUGAAGGGAAAUACUCCGAUAAGGCUGCUGGCCUCACGAUUACAAACACAUGGACCACCUCCAACAGCCUAGACUUCAAGGUCGAGCUGGAAGACAACCUGACCAAAGGCCUCAAAGCCGAGGUUUUGUCCAACUAUCUCCCCGCGAAGAGCACCUACGGCGGCAAAGUGAACUUGUUCUACAAGCAGCCCAACAUCCACACGCGCCUGUUCACCGACUUGUUCAAGGGCCCAACCGCGACCAUGGACCUGACGCUCGGCCACGAGGGUUUCCUCAUCGGCGCAGAAGGUGGAUACGACGUUGGCAAGGCGGCCAUCACGCGCUACGCCCUCGCUGCGGGAUACAGCCAGGGUAGCUAUGCUGCGGCCGUGACUGCGACGAACAACCUCAGCGUGUUCUCGGCCAGUUACUAUCACAAGGUCAACACGGAGGUUGAGGCUGGUGCGAAGGCUACCUGGGACUCGACUGCAGGCAGCAACGUCGGAUUGGAGGUCGCCACCAAGUACAAGCUUGAUCCCAGUUCUUUUGCAAAGGCCAAGAUUAACGACCGCGGUAUCGCAGCUCUGGCAUACAACGUCAAACUCGGCACCGGUGUGACUCUCGGCCUCGGCGCGAGCUUGGACACGCAGAACCUCAACCAGGCGGCUCACAAGGUUGGUGCGUCUUUUACUUUCGAGGGUUAGACGUACCGUCCUCAAUUUCACUGUAUCCCCAAAGCAGCACCACCGAGGGAGGGCUCAGAUUGUACAGAAGAGAAACAGGAGCAUAGAAGAAGGCAUUCAGCAGAGAUAUCCAUCUAGUUGGCGUAAGCUGCGUGGUCACUACGGAUGAGGAUCGUCAAACUACGCGUUGAUCGGAAUCGAACAGAUCCUGGCAAUUUUGUAAAUCCAUCUCUGCAAGUGCUGCUUCUCAUUCUGUUUUCCCAUCAAUAUUCGGUCUUCUACCCUCGGUGGUUUCUUCCGUUUACCCCUAUAUUCGUUCGUCUAUUGUUCGAAGCGGUGAUAGGGCGUCCCACGCGACACAGCAGGGUAUCACCCUGUCCUCGCUUCUCCUGCCGUUAUAUUCAUGACAUUGAAUGGUCC
Exophiala xenobiotica is the source of this 1343-nucleotide messenger RNA. RefSeq lists its product as uncharacterized. Gene Ontology annotation, molecular function: voltage-gated monoatomic anion channel activity. Gene Ontology annotation, biological process: monoatomic anion transmembrane transport. The record is from RefSeq and is a predicted model, not a curated record. Lineage: Eukaryota; Fungi; Ascomycota; Eurotiomycetes; Chaetothyriales; Herpotrichiellaceae. The transcript is spliced from 6 exons. The coding region runs from base 87 to 944 and encodes 285 amino acids. Gene Ontology annotation, cellular component: mitochondrial outer membrane.